Molecule: messenger RNA, 713 nt
Organism: Podarcis raffonei (Aeolian wall lizard)
Lineage: Eukaryota; Metazoa; Chordata; Lepidosauria; Squamata; Lacertidae
Product: osteocalcin-like
Exons: 4
Coding region: 338-628 (96 amino acids)
Biological process (GO): response to vitamin K; osteoblast differentiation; bone development
Cellular component (GO): extracellular region
Molecular function (GO): hydroxyapatite binding; calcium ion binding; structural constituent of bone
Source: RefSeq, a predicted model, not a curated record
AUGUUUGUCAUUCAGCAAUUUUAUAUUCUUUGCUUUUCCUUAAAAGAAAUUUGCGAGAGUCUCGAAAGUCCUCUGGAAACGCCACAAGCCUUUGGCCUCAGGCAGAUGUGCAAAUGGCUGCCAGAACCGGAUGUCGUUUGACCCAAAUGGAAAGUUUGGAACUGGGACCAGGACAUAAGAAUGGCAGAGAGUCAGCGACUUCCUGGCCAGGGACCUGCUCCACUUAAGAGACUCACAGAAUAUAAACUGUGGCUGAAAGACAAAAGCUCCUGAUAAAUUGCUGCAUCCUUCAUGAGAAGAUCGAGCCAUAGAAAGGACCGUCUGCAAACAGGAGAAGAUGGGGAAUCUUCAGGUGCUGCUGUUUGUAACCCUGGUCUUGACAGCCCUCUUCUGUUGUGAUGGAGAUAUGAACAGGCCCUUGGAUGAAGGGGUUAAGAUCAGUCGAGAAACUGCCAAUGCCUUUGUGAGAAGGCAGAAGAGGUCUUCUCUGUAUUAUGAAAGGUACUACGAAAGGUUCAAAACCCCAAUGGAGAUGAAGCAAGAGCAGUGUGAAAGCCACCCCCUCUGCGACUACUACUCGGAAGUAGUGGGAUUCCAGACAGCCUACCGCUACUUCUUUGGAAACUGAAGAAGAGGGGGCAUCUCCUGUUCUCACCUGGCUGGGACAGAGGCUGAGAUUAAAAGCAGUUGGGGUGGGGGUUGGGGUGGGCAGA